AUGGAGGCAACUGCGCUGAGCGUUGGCAAGUCUGUGCUGAAUGGAGCACUUAGCUACGCCAAAUCCGCUCUGGCGGAGGAGGUGGCUUUGCAGCUCGGUGUCCGCCGUGACCAGCUCUUCAUCACCAACGAGCUUGAGAUGAUGCAGGCUUUCUUAGAGUCUGCUCAUGACGAGGGAGAUGACAACAACAGGGUGGUGAAGGUAUGGGUGAAGCAAGUUCGAGAUGUAGCGUACGAUGUCGAGGAUACCCUCCAGGAAUUUUCCGUUCGUUUGGAGAAGAAGUCCUGGUGGCGUAUCCGUCGCACGCUGCUUGAUCGGCGCCGUGUGGCCAAGCAGAUGAAGGAGCUCAGAGCCAAUGUUGAAGAUGUCAGCCAGAGGAACAUGCGCUACAACCUCAUCAAGGGUUCUACAUCCAAGUUCACCAUGGCUGCUGAGCAGUCUAGCAUUGCUUCUGCAACACUGUUCGGCAUUGAUGAAGCAAGGCGUGUCGCGAAGCAGGAGAAAUCAAACAUGGAUCUAGUCCAGUUGGUUACUGAGGAGGAUAAUGACCUUAGGGUGAUUGCAGUGUGGGGAACAAGUGCUAAUCUUGGGCAGACGUCCAUCAUUAGGGCCGUCUAUGAGAAUCCAGAUAUUAAAAGCAAGUUUUCAUGCCGAGCUUGGGUCAGGCUUAUGCAUCCUUUCAAUCCAGAAGAUUUCAUUAAUAGUUUGGUGGAGCAGUUUCAUGCAACAGUUGGGGUCAAUUUUCUAUUGGAAAGGAAGAAGACGGUGCAAGAGUUGACUGAGGAGUUUGAUGGAUUUGUGUACAAGAGGAGGUACCUGAUUGUGAUUAAUGACCUAUCCACCAUUGAGGAGUGGGAUCAGGUCAAGAGAUGCUUCCCAAACAACAACAUGGGGAGCAGAAUCAUAGUGUCAACACCACAAGUUGAAGUUGCAAGCUUAUGUGCAGGGCAACAAAGCAUCGUCUCAGAGCUGAAGCAAUUGUCUGCUGAUCAGAAUAUUUAUGCUUUCCACGAAAAGUCAAGCACAGACAAACCCACUACUAGAAAUGAUAAGAAAUCUAUAGUGCCCAUCAGUGAGAUUUCAGAGGAGCAGUCUAAAGGUGCGGAUGGUAAGAAGGUGGUGGGAAAGAGCCUCACCCGCAUCAGAACAGUGACGACUGCUUUGGAGGAAUCUCAUGUUGUUGGGCGAGAGAAAGAAAAAGAUGAGAUUAUCAAAUUAUUUGCAGGUCAAGCUACCGAUCAGUUCCAGGUGAUCUCAGUGUGGGGAAUGGGUGGUCUCGGAAAAACCACUCUAGUCAAAGAUAUCUACCACAACAAGCUCAGUGGCAUGUUUGACAAACGCGCAUGUGUAACAGUCAUGCGCCCUUUCAGUCUUGUGGAGCUCCUUCGAAGCUUAGUUAUGCAACUAGAACCUUCUGAAAAGAAGGAUGUCACGGGUUUGAUGGGCAAGACAAAGAAUGCAUUUGUUUUGAUGCCACUUGCUGAGUUGAUCAAGAAAUUGACAAGUAUUUUAGAAAUAAAUAAGUGCUUGCUUGUUCUUGAUGAUGUAUCAUCUACCGUAGAAUGGGACAUGAUAAUACCAAUUUUUCAUGAAAUGGUAAAUUCAAGCCGGAUCAUAGUCACCACAAGGGAAGAGGAUAUUGCUAAAUAUUGUUCAGAGCAAAAGGAAAAUAUAUACAUGCUCAAAGGUCUAGAACACAAGGAUGCAUGCGACCUCUUUGCCAAAAAGGAGACUAUAGAUUUGGAUAAGCAAUACCCUGAGCUGGCUGAACAGGCAGAACUGAUAUUGCGCAAGUGCAACUGCCUCCCCCUUGCAAUAUCUUGCUUCCUCUAUAUGUCCAUCUUUCAUGAAGACCAAAGGGUUGGGCGGGGACGCUUGGUGCGCCGGUGGACUGCAGAGGGUUACUCAAGGGAGGUUCAAGGCAAAUCCAUGGAGGAAAUAGCAGAUGGUUACUUCAUGGAACUUAUAAGCAGGAGUAUGAUUUUACCAUCUGAAAGCUCAAUCCAUAGUACAAAAGGGAUUGAUUCCUGCCAAGUGCAUGAUCUCAUGCGUGAUAUUGGUAUCUCAAAGUCAAUGAAAGAAAAUCUUGUUUUUGCACUAGAGGAAGGCUGCAUCUCAAACAGCCAAGCCACUAUGCGCCACCUUGCUAUAAAUGGCAAUUGGCAAGGAGACCAGAGUGAAUUUGAUAGCAUAGUGGACAUGUCCCGUGUACGAUCAUUGACAGUUUUUGGGAAGUGGAAAUCAUUUUUCAUUUCCAACAAGAUGAGUUUACUGCGGGUACUGGACUUAGAAGACACAACAGGUCUAUGUGAUCAUCACCUUAAGCAUAUUGGGAAGCUUCUUCACCUAAGAUACAUUUCUUUAAGAGGAUGUGGUAAUAUUUAUCACCUGCCAGAUUCAUUGGGUAACUUGCGACAACUCCAAACGUUGGAUGUAAGAGGUACGAGGAUAAUAAAGUUGCCAAAGAGUAUCAUCAAUCUUCAGAAGCUGAAUAAUCUUCGUGUUGGGUUAAAACCGGAGAAUGAGCAUGCCUCGUAUGACCAAGAUGGAGACGAGGGAGUAAUGAGCUACAUGGCAUGCAUAUUGCCAGUUGUGUUGACUGGAUCUUGUUUAUUUUGGUGUGCACCUCAAAUCCUUGAUAAAGUCAUUAACCGCCGUGACGUAUGCACUAUGAUGUGCUGCUUUGUAAUACCUGCUUUUGUGAUGCGCAUGGGGCUACAUGGUGUUUCACUCCCAAGAGGGAUGAGAAAACUAAAAGCCCUACGUACAUUGGGUGUUGUGAACAUCGCACGACGGGGAAAGGUCAGUCUGCAUAACAUAAAAAGACUCACACGGUUGCGCAAGUUGGGAGUGACUGGCCUCAACAAGGAAAACGGACAAGAGCUGUGUUGGACAAUUGUUGGUCUGGGUUGCCUGGAAUCAUUGUCGAUCCGGUCAGAGGGGAAGCCAGGAUUAUCUGGCUGCUUAGAUGGAGAGUUCUCAUUUCCGGAAAACCUGCAGAGCCUCAAGCUGUAUGGUAACCUGGUCAUACUACCGGAAUGGAUCCAGGGGCUGAGGAAUCUGGUAAAGCUGAAGCUGCGGAGCUGUAGAAUAUCAGAGCACAGCGGUGCCAUGCAGGUCCUUGGGAAUCUACCAAACCUGGCAUCCCUGCAUCUGUUGAAGAAGUCGUUCCAGCGGAGCAAUGCAAAUAAGCAUCUAUUAUUGAAGUUUGAACCAGGAGCAACCCCUAAGCUAGAGCUGCUCAAGUUCCGUUCGGCAUACAUCAAUAGUCGGACACUCUCAGGGCUACCAACUCUGGCAAGCCUGAAGGAGGUUAUGCUCGAAGGUGACUAUGAUGACAACGAAUUGGAAUACCUGAGGGCCGAGCUCGCAGAAAAUCCAAGUCGACCGGCCAUAAAGAUGGUCUGA
Lolium rigidum is the source of this 3408-nucleotide messenger RNA. Its product is annotated as disease resistance protein Pik-2-like. Gene Ontology annotation, molecular function: ADP binding. The transcript is spliced from 5 exons. Gene Ontology annotation, biological process: defense response to other organism. Lineage: Eukaryota; Viridiplantae; Streptophyta; Magnoliopsida; Poales; Poaceae. The record is from RefSeq and is a predicted model, not a curated record. The coding region runs from base 1 to 3408 and encodes 1135 amino acids.